Messenger RNA from Helicoverpa armigera (cotton bollworm), 6493 nucleotides. RefSeq names its product tubulin polyglutamylase TTLL5 (gene TTLL5). Gene Ontology annotation, molecular function: tubulin binding; tubulin-glutamic acid ligase activity. The record is from RefSeq and is a predicted model, not a curated record. NCBI's taxonomy places the organism in Eukaryota, Metazoa, Arthropoda, Insecta, Lepidoptera, Noctuidae. The coding region runs from base 90 to 3188 and encodes 1032 amino acids. Gene Ontology annotation, biological process: microtubule cytoskeleton organization; protein polyglutamylation. Gene Ontology annotation, cellular component: cilium. The transcript has 17 exons.
CGUUCGCCCGUGACGGACGUAACGCGUGUCCUCCGCGGUCAUUGUUUAUUUACUUCGCGUAUAUUUAGGACGCUGACUCAAUAUUAGCCAUGGUUUUUGUUCCACAUGUAUCGUCAGACACGUCGAAUCCGUCUACAUCAGGCCUUAACACAACAGACAAGCACAACGAAGACAUAAUGCGAAAAAAUGAAGAUGAAGCCCCAGUCAAAGAAAACGAGGGCUCCGUAUCAGACUGGAUAUCGGGAGGACCUCUCGGCUCUAAAGGAGCCGUACUGGUGUUCAGAUCAUGCGUCCUAGCAUCCAGGACGCCCUCCAUGGAGUCCGAAACAAAAACAAUAGGGAACAACACUGGGACUACCAUACUACUGAACAAAGCGAAGAACAUGGCAAAAAGAUUGGUCGCUGAGCCGCACUCCUUCUCAAUGAGACCGAAGACCAUAAUGCAUGACGUGAUGGAGACGUUUGGGAGUAGCACCAAGUACACUGGCCAAGCGUACGUGGUCCGGCACGUGAGUGAUCAGAAUUUACCCGAGACGGUGUGUAUGGACGAACAGGGCCAUGAGGAACGGGAUCCGAUGGCACACAAGCGCGACAUAGAGGACGUGCUCAAUGAUCUGAGCAAGAUCACCCUGAAGAAACACUUGAAUAUAGAGAAUACGACUGCUAAUAUCAAGCCUCCUGAGGAACCACCUCCUCAUGCUCACGCUGGCAAAGAUGGGAAGGACGACAAAAAAGGGAAGAAAAACAAGGGUAAGCACAAGCGCAAGGCACCAGUGUCGCAGCGUGCGAACUCCCCUUCCCUGGAUAGCGACGACUCUGAACACUUGCUUAUCAAGGAGGUCGAGAGCAUCAAGGUCCUGGAGAGCAGCCACAUGCCAGCGCGUCUCCUAAAAAUAACCUACAAGCUAGUGAACACGGAGACCAAACUCCUCCACCGGUUGCUCCAAGCCCACGGGCUCCAGGAAUCAGCUCCAGAAUCCAAGGACUGCAACCUCUUGUGGUCAGGACUCCACCCCAAGCCUGAUGUUCUGAGGUCCCUGUCCCCGUACCAGCGAGUGAAUCACUUCCCAAGAUCCUACGAGCUAACCCGCAAAGACAAACUCUUCAAGAACAUAGAGAAGAUGCAGUACUUCCGAGGGUUGAAGCAGUUCGACUUCAUCCCCACCACAUUCCUCAUGCCGGCUGAGUAUAAGGAGUUGUGCUCCACGCAUUACAGGACUAAGGGCCCUUGGAUUGUCAAGCCAGCGGCUUCGAGUCGCGGUCGCGGGAUUUAUAUUGUUAAUUCUCCCGAACAAAUCCCCAAAGGCGAGAACGUAGUAGUAGCAAAGUACAUAGACAAGCCCCUCCUAAUAGGGGGUCAUAAAUGCGACCUCCGACUCUAUGUGUGCAUGACAUCAAUAGACCCCCUACUCAUAUACUUGUAUGAGGAAGGCCUCGUACGCUUCGCUACCGUCAAAUAUGAUAAGACAAACAAGAAUCUGUGGAAUCCAUGCAUGCAUCUUUGUAAUUACAGCAUCAAUAAGUACCAUACGGAUUAUAUCAAAUGUGACGAUCCAAACGCCGGUAACAUAGGCCACAAAUGGACAUUAUCUGCGCUACUCCGUCACUUGCGCAAACAGGGACGUAACACCACUGCGCUAAUGGCGGCCAUUGAAGACCUCGUGGUUAAGUCCAUACUGUCUUCUGCGCAAACCAUCACGGCGGCUGCUAGGGUUUUUGUGCCCAACUUCUUUAAUUGUUUUGAAUUGUUCGGCUAUGAUAUCCUGAUCGACGAUAUGCUGAAGCCGUGGCUGCUUGAAAUCAAUCUGUCUCCGAGCUUAGCAUGCGAGAGUCCGCUGGACGCUCGCGUCAAGUCAGCACUACUGGCGGACACGCUGACGCUGGUGGGGCUGCCGGCCGUGCCCAUGUGCAAGCCCGACAUCUCCGCGCAGACCAACUCGCUCAAGAUGCGGAUAGGCGCGUGUCGUCGAGUCCACUCGGCAGAAAACGUCUGCGUCCGCGGCAAGCGAGCGGCCGCCGACACGAGCGCGGGCACCGCGGGGACCACGGGCUCGGGAGCCCUGGCCGCGCUGACGGGCGAAGAGCUGCGCCUCGUGCGGGCUGUGCGGGCGCAGUACGCGAGGAGGGGGGGCUUCGUCAGGAUAUUCCCCUCGCAGAACUCUUGGCAGAAGUACUCGCAGUAUUUAGACCCGGUAACAGGUAUCCCAGUAUGUUCGACAUCGCUGAACAACAACAUCCCGUACCAAGUGGUACAACACAACUACAACCUGCUGGUACACUCGCAUGUACUGCCGCACUUCCAGCACGCUACUGUUGCCACCAGUCUUACUGAUACGCCGCAGAGGUUGAAACGCUACGAGGCAGUGAGCAUCACGUGCCAGGCGCCGGCGGUGUGGCUCGGGGAGAGCACCCCGCAGCAUCACGACACGCGACGCGCCAAGGAGCUCGUCAAGCGGCAGCUCAUGGAGGGCAUGAAGCUCACUAUGGGAGAAGCUCGUCGCGCCUUCGGCCUAUUCCUUACCCACGUGCUGAAGAGAGUAUCCUCCCCCUGCAACGAGCUGGCGGUCCAGCAUGCGGCCCUCGUGCUCCGGUUCCUCAAGCGAGCGUCCGCGUCGCUACGAAUGCCGUACAAUGUAAAGGGUCCGCCAGUGAAGAUGUGCGACAAGGACCGUUGCGCCGUCAUCGCUAAGCAGCUGAACGAUUUCCUGUACAUGUACUACAGGGAAACCGAUCUGUAUACCGACAGCGAAGACAAAGAGGGAUGCGUCUCGAAUAUACAUUUUGCGCAGUUCCUGUAUUCUGCGAGCGAGGCCGACCUAGAAGACGUGCUCCUCCUCCAACUGAAGAUGGAGAACUAUCAGACGACCUUCCUGGGCGAACCUCGCAACCUGUUCUGCGUGGACCUGCCGCCCAGCAAGCUCUGCGCCGAGCCGCCCGCCCGACACACGCUGCUCAGGCACCUCGCCUGUCUCUCGCCUAACAAUACUAGGAAGUAUAGAUCUGAAUGGGCGACAUGGAUCAACACGGCCGCUAAAUUGGGAUCGGCGGAAUCGCAGGGUCGUCUAGAAUCCGAGACGGAUAGCGAGCACGUGCCGGCCGCUCCCUUCGCCAGCUCCGACCUCGUGCUCAAGGAGUCGCUCAAGGAGGAGAAGCCUCUCACGCAAGCCUUGAAGUAUGCCAGGUCAUAACCUAGAUAAGUUGUUAACUCUUGCUGACUUCAGGUGUAGGGGGUAUUAACAAGGUAGAAAAUGAAAUUCGACCGAUAUGCUGCAAGUUCUUAGUAUUCGAUUAUAAAAUUCUCAACUGCACCGAAAGCGAUCUUACCGUGUGCCUCGGGCAUGAGAAAACACGAUUUUGUGUACCGAUUUAAGCUUCAAAUAAUUUUCUGACUCAAACGUGACAAUGUAAUUUAUACAAGUAAAGUAUCUAAUAGUAAAAAAAACAUUUGUCAAGCAGUCAGCAAACUUUUUGCGAAGCACUUUGGCGGCUAAAGAGGUAUUCUCCUACUCAUCUGAUACAGAAGUUUGAGAAUCCUUUAUCAGGAGGAUAAGGGCGAUUACAAAAAUUAAGACAGUCUAUUCAACCAAAAAUCGACCUUAAAAACAUCACCAUAAGAACGUUUUCCCCCUACAUCUCAAAUCAGUAAGAUAACUUAAUUCCCACUAGAAAUCCUUGCUAGAUACCCGCAUUCGUGUUUCCUCGUCUUUGCUUCUACAUACCCACUUGCUUGAAUACCAAUUGCCCAUACAACGUACAAAUUAUACCAAAACUAGAUGUUAAUAGUAAUAAACAAAUGUAAAGCUUAUACAUGAAAACGUGACGUCAGAUUUAUAUAUUAACUUUGAAGAUUUCCCAUAGAAAAAAGAUCUGUAUUGAUGACAGGAAAUUAGCGUGCAUUCUUUUCUUAUUUAUGAUUUAUUUUUUAGAAGAACACAAUUAGGUGCAUAUACUUAAUAAUUGUGUUCGGAAAUACUUUAUGUAUAGAUACUGUAAAUUGCAAUCAUUUAUGUGAUUAAAUUAUUAAUUAAAUAUCUUAUUUCUGCACGCAAUUAUAAAAGCUUACUCAACCCCAUAUAUAUGGGCUUUCGCCAACAUUUCGCCAACACUUCACUCCAGCGAAUAUAAAGCUAACCAGCUAAAAGUAAAUAAAUUCUUCAGCUUUACAUGUAAUAUUAGAAUAAAAUAUGAUCUGACGCUAUUGUCAUGUUUUAAUAAGCUACCAUCCAACCAAAAAAGCUUAACAUAGAAUUACCAACUAAGUAAAAACUCAAACAAAAUAAAUAUCAAUUCAGUAGUUUAAAAUAAAUGUCGCCACCACCCACGACUGCCUUCUUAUAGUACAAUCAGCACGGUUUGCCUUCGAAACUUAGCAAUAAUUACUAUAACAAUUAAGACAUGAUCUAUUUACCCGGCACUAGAUUAUAAUAUGAAGGUGCUAUAAGCUAUUAACUGCGGAAUUCUAUAACUUAUCUAUCCUUUUGAUUUGACAUAAUUUAAAUGGAGUUAUCAAAGGAUAGAUAUUUUAUAGAAAUCCACCAUAAAUGAUUCAGUUGUAGAUAACUGGCUAUUGUAGGCGAUAUGACGGGACGAUCGUUUACGAUCGAUGAUACAUUAAAAUUGUAUAGAAGGGUAAAGCUUAUUACUUUUAAAUGUCGUAGUACUUACAAACAUGGCCCUUAAGAACUCUUAAGGAAUUUUAUCCUACUUUACGGCUUUCAUAAGGCGAAAAAAGUGAAGAUUCUUCUUCUUUUUUCAUUAAAAGAAUAAAUAAUGUUCUACUAAAUGAAAAAGUUGUGGGCCAUCUUGCAAAUCCUUGUGUCUGGCACGUCGUAUCGUCUAUGGUUGCUAUCCAGAUUGCUAUAGACUGAAGAAGUAUCGAAAUGUACUUAAAUACAAAACAAGGGGUCUGGUACGAAAUUACUAUUGUAAUUGUAACGUUAGAGUAAACGAUUUUGUAUCGUUGAAGCUAUAACUUUAGCUGUCCCCAAGAAAUUUUUGAGUACCCAGAAAAUCGUUACUUUUAGGUACUUCCCAGUUUACCUCGUAAUCUUCCGCAUUAUUGCAAUAGUAAGUUCGUGCUUGACCAACAGCUCUCGACACGUUGUGAAUUUAAAUUAAUAUUAUGAAUAACAGAUAGCUUGCUCUAUGAUCACAUGUUAAUCUAUGAUUUUAAUGUUUUUAGUAUUGUAAAUUGAGACCUAUUUUAUAAAUAUUACAAAUAGGAAACUUGACAAAUCUAUUAUAAAAUAUUAAUUAUUUUAUAUGCUUUCAUUCGUAAUAUUUAUUCAAUAGGUCUCAAUGUAGGUACAAUAAGGCAUGCAGAAGUCUAGACUUUAGCGAGUAAUCUCUACAGCCUUAAAAUUAAAAAAAAAUGUCAGACGGAUAAACGCGGGCGAAAGAUUUUUAUAUCGGCAUUUAAGAUACUAUUGAAACUUCUAAAUAUGUACUUAAAAGGGAUAGGAAAUGCAUCAUUUUGAACAUGUCAUUAGAUAAUAUGUAAAAAUGAUUUUAAAUAUUAUACUUUUUUUUGUUAAAUUCGCGUGAAGCUGAGCCUUAUCCUUUAUAAUAUAGUAUUGUACCCCGUUGUGAUUUAACAACUUAUGCUAGUCGACGUGGUCACCAGUGCGCAACGCCAAAGUCUCGAAUUAUUUAUUUUAUUUUUAGAUGAAUUUGUUUUAUUUUUCUUUAUAUAAAGAUUUUAUUUGGAAUUAUCACGAGUUCAGUGACUAAACAAUAGUCGUAGUUAUAAAAUAGUCACUUUAUUCUUCGACAGAAUUACGAAAUCUUUGCAAUAAUUAAUCACUUAACGACUUACCGUCCACCGCGUGAUUGCAUUUUUUAUGAAUCUCAUAAAAUUUUAAUUUGUAAUGAUAUUUUUAAAAGUAUUACUAGGUUUAAGUGAGAAGUGUUUAGUUUAGUUGUGUUCGUUUGUGAUAUUCCUAAACUGCCCAAUUCCAAAUUGUUAAAUUAUUUAGCACAAAAUCUGCAAUGAUUGGAGACCUGCUAGCUACGAUGAUAAAGCAUUUCCGGGCAGUUUAUACUACGAUAUUGAAAUAGUGACAAACGUUCCAAGAUAGUAAGCAAGAACGUAGGUCCUAAAGCUGUACGUAUUCAUCAGUUACAGCCACUUAUUAACCGAUCUCUCAUAUAAUUUUUAAAUUGAUUAUACCUAAUAUAUUAUUUCAAAAUAUUUUUUGCAGCUGAGCUGUUUUAGUUACGAUCUUAUUUAAUGUGUAGUGAAAUUCUUAAACUUUUUUUUAGCUAACAUCAAUGAUUUUUCUUUUUUCAAUUUUAUAUAUGCUUAUUUGUAGAACUAGUGCCAUAUCCCAAAGAUGUAAGUCGCAGUGUAAUGUCUAAUAUCGCUGUCACUGACCAGUGAAUUUAUUAGCUUGAGUACAAAGUGUGGAAUAGUGAGAUACAUCGGCAAAGUUUUAAUCUCGUAUAUACUAUGUGAAAAUAUAUUUUGAAUAUGCUAAAUAAAAGUUGAAAGCGA